AUGGGAUCCUUGGGCUUUUUGACAAUCCUACUUGUUUUUGUUGCACCUUCACUGGCACAAGUGAAGUUAACUCAAAUUGAAGCAGAAUGCGGUGCCCGCUUCACAGAACCCUACAAGCCUAUCCAACUUAAUAUACUUCCUGCUAGUGAUUGCACAUGGAACAUCGACAGACCAGCUAAUGAAACCACAAGACUCAUCUUCAGUGUUCUUAAUUUGAACCCAUCCUCAGACUGUUCCCAAGAGAACAUUACGGUGUACAAUGAGAAGUCGGAGGUCCUGGGGGUGCUUUGCCCGGAUUCUCCUAGAAUCUCAGUCUUUGAGUCCCAAGGAAGCCUAUCUGUGCAUAUCUCCACCGACGCCUCCUUUAGCCAAGAAAGAAUAGUGUAUCUCUUGUAUUAUUCUUUUGCUCCUGGUAGCGACCCUGCUCAAUGUGGAGGAAAUCUUGAAGCCCUUUCUGGAACCAUUGCCAGCCCCAAUUAUCCUGGAAGACAUCCUGAUUUCACAUUUUGUGUGUGGCACCUUGACGUUCCAAAAAACACCAAAAUACAGCUGUCAUUUACUGAAAUCUUUAUAGAAAUAGACCCGUUAUGCCGAUUUGACUUCAUCGCUUUGUAUGACGGACCCUCCACUAACUCUCCAAUACUGGAUAUCUUGUGCGGUCGCACUACUGCUCAGGUGGAGACCUCAUCCAAUUCUAUGACACUUAUGCUGAGCACAGACUACGCCAACUCUUAUUUUGGGUUCUCUGCUGACUAUAUUGUAUUGCCCCAGUCAAAUACAAGCUCUUUGACAUGUUCAAGGGAUGGAAUGACAGUAAUUAUUAACCCAUCGUUUCUGUCCUUGCUAAACUAUCAUGGUCAAGAUUUAACAUUAACCAAUACAACUUGUGGGCCUGUGUCCACCAAUCCUGUUGUAUUUUAUGUUCCAUAUGUGGGUUGUGGAACCGUCAAAAAGGCGAUGGAUCAUACCAUAUCAUACACCAACACCAUCAGUGGAUUAUUAGCAGGAGGAGGAGUGAUCACCAGACAAAAUAAUUUGGAGAUCAUUGUGACCUGUGAAUUUGACAGUAAUUCUACAGUAGAGGUCAUGUACAUGACACAGAAUGGCAUUGUUCAAGAACAGAAAGAUUCUAGCCAGUACGAUGUCAGCCUUGAUUUUUAUGAGUCUGAAGAUUUCUCCUCUCAAGUGGUAGAAACACCCUACUUCAUCGAACUCAACAAGACACUUUAUUUGCAGGCUACACUGAGAAGCCCAGAUCCCCAGCUCACUGUGUUCACAGAAACCUGUUUUGCAUCUCCGAAUUCUAACUUUGAAGAACCAACUUAUGAACUCAUCAGACAUGGAUGUUCAAAGGAUGACACAUACCACAAUUUUCCCUCUGGGAGUGGAUUUGCACGGUUUAGUUUCAGUGCCUUCAGGUUCUUACAUUCUCACCCAUCUGUAUACCUCCAAUGCCGCUUCGUGAUCUGUGAUAUCAACGACUCAGAAUCUCGCUGUAAACAGGGCUGUAUGAAUCGCCGGCGCAGAGAUCUCAGUUCACACAAGUGGAAAGCAAAUGCUGUUGUGGGACCCAUCCGACUGAAACAUGAAACUGAACAUCCCGGUUCUCUAAGUGAUAAAAGAGAAGAAACAUCCAAUGUACCACAGAACAACCUAUACUUGCUGGGAAUCAUGGUACUGAUUGUCAAUGCCCUCAUACUGGCAUUAGUGGUACUGAGAUAUCAACGGAAGCAACCAGUAGGGUACAGAUAUCAGCAGCUAGCAACAGAAUAGACGAGAGAAUGGGAACAUGGAACACUGGAUUUUCAAUCUUUUAUGAAGCCCAGAAUAUGCAUUAAAAUAAAAGCAGGAAAUAAGUUGGUCAAUUAGUGCAUUUUAGUUUAUCUAUCACUCUAUGUAUUUUAUCUAUGUGUUUGAUUAUUAUCUAUUUACCUAUCUAUCUAAAAUCUGUCUCUAUCUAUCUGCUUGUCUAUUAUCUAUUUAUCCAUUGAUCUAUAAUCUGUCUCUUUCUUUCGGCUUCUCUAGUAUUUAUCUGUCUAUCUAAUGUAUGUUCCAGGUAAGUUCUAUGUAGAGUAGCAUUACUUGUGUAAUUAUUCUAUUUUACAAUGGACCUAUAAGGAAAUUAGUGAAAUAUACAUUAGGGAUUUAGUGGUCUAACAAUGUAGGUCAUGACUGGGCUUAUGCUGUCCUAAACAAUGUGUCAGGGGCAUUUAGAUCAUUUUCGGUUUGGAUGCUGAUUAACAGGGGGAAGAGUGCUUCUGGCAUGGAGAACAGCACAAGAGACCAAGAUGUCAUGAACUUUAUAGAU
Messenger RNA from Bombina bombina (fire-bellied toad), 2308 nucleotides. RefSeq names its product CUB and zona pellucida-like domain-containing protein 1. The record is from RefSeq and is a predicted model, not a curated record. Bases 1 to 1773 code for a protein of 590 amino acids. NCBI's taxonomy places the organism in Eukaryota, Metazoa, Chordata, Amphibia, Anura, Bombinatoridae. Gene Ontology annotation, cellular component: cell surface. The transcript is spliced from 9 exons.